UAAAAGACUCAGAGAUUUAAGAAGACCAAAGAACAACCCAAUAUCCGGAACAAUUAAUUUCUGUCUCUUAGAAUCGGAAAAAAAAAAAAAAAAAAAAAAAUUCCCCAAUGGGUUUGUUGGAUCUGGAGAAGCACUUCGGCUUCUACGGCGCAUACCACAGUAACCCCAUCAACGUUGCGAUUCACAUCAUUUUCGUAUGGCCAAUCCUCUUCACCGCACUUAUCCUUCUCUACUUCACCCCUCCCCUAUUCUCACCCACACAAUUAGGGUUCAUCAUCCACCCUGUCCUCGUCUUCAACUUGGGCUUCUUCUUCACAGUCUUCUACGCACUCUUCUAUGCCGCUUUGGAUACGAAAGCUGGGUCCCUCGCUGCUUUGCUCACUUUCCUCUGUUGGGUCGGUGCCAGUUUUGUUGCCAAUAACCUCGGCUUCGCACUCGCUUGGAAGGUUGUGUUGGCUGCUCAGUUGAUUUGUUGGACUGGACAGUUUAUUGGUCAUGGUGUGUUUGAGAAACGUGCACCGGCUCUCUUGGACAACCUUGUUCAAGCUUUUCUAAUGGCACCUUUCUUCGUGUUGCUUGAGGUCCUCCAAUCAUCUGUCGGAUAUGAACCAUAUCCAGGAUUUCAGACAAGGGUAAAGGCAAGGAUAGAAGCGGAUAUCAAACAAUGGCAAGACAAGAAACAAAAGAAACUUUCUUAGCUUGAACAAGUUACUUACAAAUGUGGUGGUUGUACUUGUAGAUCACUUGUCUGGAAACAAAGAAAAAUGAUUUGUAUUAUCCAAACACGUUCUUAGAACUAUUGUCAAAAGUCUGAUGUGAAUCUCAUUUGAAGUGUUAAAGGAAAUAUUACAGAGAGCUCAUGAACCAUUUAUUUUGUUGCUACCAACCCUCUUAGUGAUUGUUCCAACUUCCAUAUAUGCAA
Gastrolobium bilobum is the source of this 922-nucleotide messenger RNA. RefSeq names its product 2-hydroxy-palmitic acid dioxygenase MPO1. Bases 108 to 698 code for a protein of 196 amino acids. The record is from RefSeq and is a predicted model, not a curated record. Gene Ontology annotation, biological process: sphingoid catabolic process. NCBI's taxonomy places the organism in Eukaryota, Viridiplantae, Streptophyta, Magnoliopsida, Fabales, Fabaceae. Gene Ontology annotation, cellular component: endoplasmic reticulum. The transcript has 4 exons.